AUGCCAUGUAACGAAAUGCAACCAAUUUGCUCUCUUCCAAGAAUGGCCGCUGGAGGAAUAAACAAGCAGGGUUCUGUAGCGGCGAUGGAGCCGUGUAUCCGACACGGCAGAGCAACAAAUGGAAGCAGUGUUAAGGUACUGGAAUGUGGCGUGUGUGAAGAUGUAUUCUCUCUACAAGGAGAUAAGGUUCCACGCCUUCUGCUUUGUGGUCAUACAGUUUGUCAUGACUGCCUGACCAGGUUACCCCUCCAUGGCAGGGCAGUGCGCUGCCCAUUCGACAGACAGGUUACUGAGUUGGGAGACUCUGGAGUUUGGGGUCUAAAGAAGAAUUUUGCUCUGCUUGAACUUUUGGAACGACUUCAGAACGGCGCAUCAAACCAGUCAGGGAUGGCAGAGGAUGUCCUUAAAGGCAUGGGAGAAUGUAUAAUUCGCUGUGAUGAGGAUGAAAGCCACACAGCCUCCAUGUAUUGCACUGUAUGUGCCACCCACUUGUGUGCCGAGUGCUCACAGAUAACUCACUCCACUCGAACACUGGCUAAGCACCGCCGGGUGCCACUGGCUGACAAACCUCAUGAGAAGAUGCUGUGUCCACAGCACCAAGUCCAUGCCAUAGAAUUUGUGUGCCUAGAAGAAGGCUGUCAAUCAGGGCCACUCAUGUGCUGUGUGUGUAAGGAGUAUGGCAAACACCAAGGGCAUAAGCAUGCUCUCCUUGAAUCUGAAGCUAAUCAGAUCCGCGCAUCCAUUCUCGACAUGGCACACUGCAUUCGCACCUUUACAGAUGAAGUAUCUGAGUAUUCAAGAAAACUGGUGGGCAUUGUGCAGCAAAUAGAAGGUGGAGAACAGAUUGUAGAGGAUGGUAUUGGAAUAGCCCACACUGAACAUGUUCCAGGUACAGCGGAGAGUGCUCGCUCAUGUGUGCGUGCCUACUUUGCAGACCUCCAUGAGACUUUGUGUCGACAGGAGGAGAUGGCCUUGAGUGUUGUGGAUGCACAUGUUAGAGAGAGACUUAUCUGGCUGCGGCAGCAGCAAGAAGACAUGACUAUCCUUCUGUCUCAAGUCUCCACUGCAUGUCUGCACUGUGAGAAAACCUUACAGCAGGAUGAUUGCAGAGUUGUGCUGGCAAAACAAGAAAUCAACUGUUUGCUGGAAACACUGCAGAAGCAGCAGCACCAGUUCACCGAGUUAGUAGAUCACAUUCAGCUGGACGCUGGCAUACCUGUCACCUUCACAAAGGACAAUCGUGUUCACAUUGGUCCUAAGAUGGAGAUUCGUGUAGUAACACUUGGGCUGGAUGGAGCAGGCAAAACAACCAUCCUUUUUAAAUUAAAGCAAGAUGAGUUCAUGCAACCCAUCCCUACAAUUGGGUUUAAUGUGGAGACUGUUGAAUACAAGAAUCUAAAAUUUACAAUUUGGGAUGUUGGAGGAAAACAUAAGCUUAGACCCCUUUGGAAGCAUUACUACUUGAACACUCAAGCGGUAGUUUUUGUUAUUGACAGCUGCCACAGAGACAGGCUAAUGGAAGCACACAGUGAACUGGCCAAACUACUUACUGAGAAAGAGCUUAGGGAUGCACUGCUGCUUAUUUUUGCAAACAAGCAGGAUGUACCUGGGGCUGUGGCUGUGGAGGAGAUGACAGAGGUGCUGAGUCUACAUAAGCUGUGCUGUGGGAGGAGCUGGCACAUUCAGGGCUGUGAUGCCCGCAGUGGGAUGGGCCUACAUGAGGGAUUGGACUGGUUGUCAAGGCAGUUGGUUGCUGCUGGGGUUCUGGAUGUUGCCUGAAGUUGACAGUUUUUAAAUAAUUCUAAAAUUAGAACAUAACGCUUCUCUAAUCUCAUCCAGUUUCCAAGCUUUAUGUUUGCAACCAUCACCUUCACAAAGGACAAUGAGGCUGGAUCAAGGAAAAUGUAAAUAUUUUUCAAAAACCCAUCAGUCACACACUCAACUAACAAUGCAUGCUUUAGUCCAUACUCAUCUCUACAAGGUCGUUGUCAUGAUUCAUUUGCAUAUUUUAGUUACUUUUUCAGGAAACUUCAAGAAAGUUGGCUAAUGUCGUACUGACAAAUUUGCUAUUGGUGUUUAGUUUUUACCAGCAAAAGAUAACAAUUCUAGGAUAAUCCCUUUUUUAUUUAUCUGGAAGGUUGAAAGGCCAAGCUAUUUAAAUUGUAGGUGUAACUGUUCUUUGCCUUGAUGUGAACAAUAUGGUUUUGUGGCACCCUUAUGCAUUGUAAAGAGUUUGUGUGCUUUACUUCACCAUAUGUAGUCUUCAAAAGGCUAACCUUUGCAUUUUAGAUUUCAUUUGUUUUAUGUUACAAAGACGAAACCGUUUACUGAAUUAAUAUAUUAAUAUUACGUUUUUGUGAGAUUUGUAUGAAUAAGUUCGCCACUUUGCACCAAAUAUGCCUCCAUUUUUGGAGUGUUUGCACGCAACUUGUGGCAUGCACUUUUCCUUACAAUUAGCUCAUGCAGCUAAAAUGUAUGUGCUAUUUCAUUGUACAAACAAUCUGAUUUAAAAGAAACAUGGGAAAACCUGUGUUCUAGCCUCAGUGCUAACAAGAUGGUACAUGUUGAGUUUACAACCCAUUAUGUGAAACAUUAAAGUCUUUGCCUGUUGAAA
Molecule: messenger RNA, 2614 nt
Organism: Boleophthalmus pectinirostris (great blue-spotted mudskipper)
Lineage: Eukaryota; Metazoa; Chordata; Actinopteri; Gobiiformes; Gobiidae
Gene: trim23
Product: tripartite motif containing 23
Exons: 12
Coding region: 1-1779 (592 amino acids)
Biological process (GO): intracellular protein transport; vesicle-mediated transport
Cellular component (GO): plasma membrane; lysosomal membrane; cytoplasm
Molecular function (GO): GTPase activity; GTP binding; zinc ion binding
Source: RefSeq, a predicted model, not a curated record